Molecule: messenger RNA, 644 nt
Organism: Polypterus senegalus (gray bichir)
Lineage: Eukaryota; Metazoa; Chordata; Cladistia; Polypteriformes; Polypteridae
Exons: 3
Coding region: 99-644 (181 amino acids)
Cellular component (GO): endoplasmic reticulum
Molecular function (GO): protein-folding chaperone binding; misfolded protein binding
Source: RefSeq, a predicted model, not a curated record
CCAAAUCGCCGCCCCUCGCCUUUUAUUUAACCAUUCAGUUAACUGUGAGCUUAAAUACACGAAGAAGAGAGAUCGACGUGAUUGAUGCCGUUCCAGCCAUGAAGGACCCACUUCUCAUUCAUCAGCUAGCCCUCUUGUGGCUGCUGCUACUUCUUGAUUCAACGUUAGCCGUGAAGGACUACUACGAUAUUCUCGGCAUGUCCCCCUCUGCCACUGGCCAGCAAAUCAAAAAAGCCUUCCACAGACUUGCCAUGAAGUACCAUCCAGAUAAGAACAGAAGUCCCGGUGCAGAAAGAAAAUUUAGGGAAAUUGCAGAAGCUUAUGAAGUUCUUUCCAACGAAGCCAAGAGACAAGAGUAUGAUGAUCUGGGGCGCCAGGGUUUCGUGCACGUCGAUGGCGAGAUGGAUGUCGACAUGCAGUUCUUCACGUUCGUUUUUAAUGACCUCCACCAGCAUUAUGACUUUGACUCCGAUGGCUUCUACCCUGAGGAGGAAGUCCAACUGAAUUGGGAAUAUCUUGAACAACCUGAGGGUGUGGAGGACGAGGAAUUCCUGGGCGAGUCUUUGGAGGAGGAGGAGGAUGAUCGAGGCUCUUUUUAUGUGUUUGGGAAAGAGUUUGACGACUUGGCAGCAGAGUUUGUUUGA